AUAUUUUGGCACGUGAUUACUUAAAUUUAAAAUGUAAUUCCUCAUUUUUCAUCUUAUAAAAAUGAGUGGAUAGAACAUUAGAUACACAAAGCAAAAUAUUGAUAGCUCAAAGCAAGAUAGGUAACUCAUCGAAUCAACAAUGUCAAAACUAAGGUUGGAAGGUAAGGUUGCCAUAGUGACAGGAGGUGCAAGCGGAAUAGGAGAAGAUGCAGUGAAGACAUUUGUCGAAAACGGAGCAUUCGUAGUUAUAGCAGACAUCAACGACGAAUUAGGUCACCAACUCGCAACUUCGAUCGGCUUAGACAAAGUGAGUUACCACCACUGUGACGUGAGAGAUGAAAAACAAGUUGAACAAACUGUAUCUUUCACUUUGGAGAAAUAUGGAACCCUAGACAUCAUGUUCAGCAACGCUGGGAUUGCAGGUCCUAUGUCUAGCAUACUAGAAUUCGAUUUGAAUGAAUUUGACAACACCAUGGCUGUUAACGUUCGAGGUGUGGCUGCAACUAUCAAGCAUGCUGCACGUGUCAUGGUGGAUCGAAAAAUCCGAGGAUCCAUUAUCUGUACUGCUAGUGUGGCUGGAUCUGUUGGCGGAUGUAGUGGUCAUGAUUAUUCUACAUCCAAACAUGGUCUUAUAGGACUUGUACGUUCAACAUGCAGUGAACUUGGAGCUUAUGGGAUUAGAGUUAAUUCUAUUUCACCUUAUUUAGUUGUCACACCUCUUGCAUGUAGGGCACUUGGUAUGGAACUGGGUGAACUUGAAGCUAAUGGAAAUAAUAUUGCUAAUUUGAAAGGAGUUACAUUGAAGGGUAAACAUAUUGCAGAAGCUGCUUUGUUUCUUGCUUCUGAUGAAUCGGCUUAUAUUAGUGGACACAACUUGGUUGUUGACGGUGGCUUCUCAGUCAUUAAUACUGCUUUUCCUAAUAUUAAAAAAUAGAUUUGAUAUCAUUUUUUUCAACUUUCUUCGUUUCAUUUUCAAUUUACUUGUGAUUUACGUACUCACUCUACGUAAUGUGUGGUCCCUUUCUUAACGAGUUUCUUUGAUGUAAAGUAAAUUAAAAAAAAACAAUGAAGGGGUAUCUCUUUUGUGUUUGACUAA
This is a messenger RNA of Lathyrus oleraceus (garden pea), 1096 nucleotides long. RefSeq names its product short-chain dehydrogenase reductase 3b. Gene Ontology annotation, molecular function: oxidoreductase activity. Bases 140 to 934 code for a protein of 264 amino acids. The transcript has 2 exons. NCBI's taxonomy places the organism in Eukaryota, Viridiplantae, Streptophyta, Magnoliopsida, Fabales, Fabaceae. The record is from RefSeq and is a predicted model, not a curated record.